AAACUGUACCGACUCCGACUGACAUUGGAAGACACAGAACCCUAAAUCAUGGUGAAAGUCGUGGUUGGAGAAGAAACUCAGCUUAAAUUGGCCGAAGAUCGCCUCACCCAAUCCGCACUCCCCUCUCAGGUAGGGCUUGUGAUUGGGAAGCUGAGUUCGAGUCUAGAACGAGGGUUCGUCUUCGAUUUGAUUCCCACACCUCCAAACGACGACGGAAAAUCGGCUUGUUCGGUCAUUGAGAGUGUCAGAGAUGACAAGAAAAAAGGAUCGAAAUCCAAAUCUCUGUCCGAAUCUUCGUCUCUGUUUAUCGACCAAGAUUGGGUUGCCGAACACGCUCGUCAGGUCUCGAGAAUGCUAUUGGGUGGCAUGCAAGUGGUUGGCAUCUAUAUAUGGGCCAGUGAGAGCUCUUUCAAGAAUUCUACCAUAACGCUUUGCCAGACUGUAAAGGGUGUUGCAGAAGUGGCAUCUGUGGUGAAGAACGAUUGGGAUGAGGGACUUCUUAUUCACAUUAGUUAUAGCCCAAGAAGAUGGACAUGUCGAAAUUGCACGCUGGCUUCAAAUAUUACAUCAAGUAGCCUACGUCCUUGUGAUUUUAAAAUGGGAAGAGUUUUAACGUCCCUUCAAACAUUUCGAUGCACAUACAAGUUUGAUCUAAGAUUGCCCAUAAUCCAUGAGAAUGUAUCCAAUGUCAGAAAAUUGGCUGAUAUUCUUCGUUUUGGAAUUUCAAGUCAUGCCAAAGAGCUUGAAAGUGCAAAGGCUUUGAUCGAUGGAAAGUUGGUGACACAGGAUGAGCAGUGUGCAUCAGAUGGUUUACAUGAAGUUGAAUUUCUUCUACCUUUCAUGCAAGAUACAUCUCUAGAAGCAUGCAGCCGGAAGGAUGUUAUUGGUGUUCUUGUCUUUAGGGGUUCUGUCUGCUCUUUUGCAUACUUAAAUUCGAAAGAAUCAAUUUCACAAGCUUUGGCUGAUAUGAAGGGAGACAUAAUCAUGAGUCUGCAAUGUAGAUUAGAUAUUCUCCAUGAUGAAGCAGAAAGAGAAAUAGAGUCAUAUGGUAAUGAUGGUGAGGGGGCAAGUCCUGACGCAUCAACAGAGAAGCCCAUUCUCCAGAUGGACCUGCAGUUGUUGAGAAAAACAUGCAGCCUCAGCUUUCCUCGGAGAGUCUUUGUCCCUUGGCUUGCGGGUACCUAUAUAUGUGACUAUUUGCAACCAUCUGAAACACUUGAGGUUCUUAAAGACAAUUGUGUUGAGUUGAUGUCAAUGGAAGCUUCAAUCGAUGAAUCAACAAUCUUGGAGCCAGAAACAGAAGCGCCCACUUCGACUACUUUGGCCACCAAAUCCUUUUGGGAAAUGGCAGUUCCCUUUUCUUCAGCAUCUGUUCCAGACUGUUCAUCCUUAAAGAAUAGCAGAGAUGAUACAUGCCGAGGAAGUCACAGUGAAUCUGAUAAGUCAGUCGGUUUUAACAUCUGGGCUGCUGUUCUGGGUCUAAUCCUCUCAGUUUUAGUGGGAUUGGUGCUUUUUGUUUUCAGGCCCUCAUAGUUUACAAGUGAACUUCACCCAAGAAUCCCGUUCCGGUCUCUUUGGGCACUUCUUCAAGUCUUUUAUGAUUUUCUGAAUGAUUUUUUUAAUUUUUAUUAUAUAUUGAUGUUGCAAGUCCUCGAAAUUUGUGAAGGGGAUAUGUUGACUGUUGACACAUUCUGUAAGUUAUAGGUGUGUUUGGGUAAUGGGGUAGGAUAGGAUAGGAUUUCUUUUUUUAUAUCUUAACCCAUCCAAGUCAAUUCCACUCAUCCACUUUAAACCCCUAACCCAGGUUAUAUCCAAUCCUAAGUUUUGUUUGAGAAACAAAUGU
Ilex paraguariensis (yerba mate) is the source of this 1843-nucleotide messenger RNA. The record is from the annotation of a GenBank genome assembly. Lineage: Eukaryota; Viridiplantae; Streptophyta; Magnoliopsida; Aquifoliales; Aquifoliaceae.